GCAUGCGCACUGCGGCUGACCCCUCCGGUUUCUCCGUGCGCUGCCACGUUAGUAGCUGUAGACACAAAACACCAGCUACUCUUCCCAAACCCCGCAAACAAGGAAGACAAAGAUCAAAACCCGACACGAAUUUAUCCACAUACCCGCGGCUGACCGUGCGCCCCUGCUGUCCCGGUUCGGAAGGAAACUCGACGGUAACAAUGUUUAAGUUUUGGCUCCUGUGUACUCUGGCUGUAGCUUGCCGAGCUGAGAUCGCCGAAGAAGAAGAUGUUCUGGUGCUGAAGAAAAGUAACUUCGACGAGGCUCUCCAAGCUCACCCCAAUAUUCUGGUUGAGUUCUAUGCACCAUGGUGCGGCCACUGCAAGGCCCUGGCUCCGGAGUACGCCAAGGCCGCCGGUUUGCUGAAGGGCCAGAAUUCAGACAUCCGCCUGGCCAAGGUGGACGCCACCGAGGAAACCGAGCUGGCCCAGGAGUACGGCGUCCGGGGAUAUCCCACCAUCAAGUUCUUCAAGGGCGGAGAUAAAGAGUCUCCGAAGGAGUACUCCGCCGGCAGGCAGGCAGAUGACAUCGUCAACUGGCUGAAGAAGCGGACCGGGCCCGCCGUCGCCACCCUGAACGAGGUCACCGAGGCGGAGUCUCUGAUUGCCGACAACGAGGUGGCGGUCAUCGGUUUCUUUAAGGAUGCUGGGUCUGACGACGCCAAAGCUUUGGAAAAAGCAGCCGAAGCCAUCGAUGAUGUCCCCUUCGCCAUGACCUCCAGUGACGCAGUUUACACAAAGUUCGAUGUGUCCAAAGAUGGCGUCGUCCUCUUCAAGAAGUUUGAUGAAGGGCGCAACACCUUUGAUGGAGAGCUGACCAAAGAGAACCUUUUGGCUUUUGUAAAGUCCAACCAGCUGCCUCUGGUCAUCGAGUUUACCGAGCAGACCGCUCCUAAAAUCUUUGGUGGAGAAAUCAAAUCCCACAUCCUCAUGUUCCUGCCCAAGACUGCGUCGGACUUCCAGGGCAAAAUGGACCAGUUUAAGAAAGCUGCCCAAGGAUUCAAGGGUCAGAUCCUGUUCAUCUUCAUCGACAGCGACAUCGACGACAACCAGCGCAUCCUGGAGUUCUUCGGCCUGAAGAAGGAAGAAUGUCCCGCCAUCCGCCUCAUCACCCUGGAGGACGAAAUGACCAAGUACAAGCCGGAGAGCGACGCCAUCACGGCAGAGAGCAUCACGGAGUUCUGCAAGCUGUUCACCGAGGGCAAGCUGAAGCCACACCUCAUGAGCCAGGACAUCCCUGAAGACUGGGACAAGAGCCCCGUGAAGGUUUUGGUUGGCAAAAACUUCGAGGAGAUCGCCUUCAAUCCUUCAAAGAACGUCUUUGUGGAAUUUUAUGCACCUUGGUGUGGACACUGCAAACAGCUGGCCCCCAUUUGGGAACAGCUGGGAGAAAAAUACAAGGACAGCCCCGACACCAUCGUGGCCAAGAUGGACUCCACAGCCAACGAGAUCGAGUCCGUUAAAGUCCACAGUUUCCCAACUCUCAAGUUCUUCCCUGCAGGAGAGGAGCACAAGGUGGUUGACUAUAACGGUGAGAGGACGCUGGAGGGCUUCACCAAAUUUCUGGAGAGCGGUGGCACAGAGGGUGCUGCACCCGCAGAGGACGACGACGAGGUGGAGCCAGAGGAUUUGGAAGAUGUGGACUCUGACAUGGAGGACGGACACGACGACGAUGACGGGCACGACGAGUUGUAGAAAGCAGAACGAAAGAGGACCCCCACCCCACCCCACCCCAACCUUUCAGUCCCCAUCACCACCCUCACCCCCGCCCUGUGAACAUUAACCUCUGAACUGCCUCUCAGUCACAAACUGGCCUUUAAACCAGCCGGUCGGUCCAUUGGUGGCUGGUUGAGCCGUUUCUCCACCAGCUGCAUCUUCAUCCUCAGUUUCUGGUCAGACUGGUCUUGUCCCUCCUGGGAGGGGGAGGGGAGUAUUUGGAACAGCGCACCACCUCUGUUGGACACCAGCAAGGCUCCAUAUCAGCUGUUUGCCUUCCACUUCAGACCAAACGUUUAUUUCUUGUUUUGAAAUGUUUAAUUUCCACAUUUGCUCUCCUUCUAACCUGCAGAUGGGGGGGGGGGGGUGUCUGCCAGUGUUCUUCUCCCUCCUUAAAGGUGGGGGAGAAAAUAAAACGGACCAGUGAUGAUGAUGUUUAAGGACCGAUCUCAGGGGACAAGGGGCCGUUCUGUAAUUUUAUUUCAAUGUCGUCUUCAUUAAAAUAACCCCCCCCAGUUUAUUCAUCGUGGCACAGAGCCCCACUCCCCACAUUUAUCUUUUGGCAAGACCAGUUAUCUUUAUUUUUAUCAACGGGGGGGGGGGGGGGUCCAUUUACUCCAUUUUUAUUUCCGUUCCCAAACGAUUCUGUUCUCACUUCAGCUACUGACUCGUUUUUCUGAAACCUUCGAGUAAAAUCGUGUUUUUAUUUAAUGUCACGUCGGUCGUCGUCAGAUUUGCCUUUUUGUUUUUUUUUAUUGUACCGUCGUGCCCAGCUGUCGGGGCAGAGUUGGAGACGCGCACUCGGACCUGGGUGGUGUCUGGAGCCGGUUCUGACGGGUCGCACUGCGUUCAUGCCUGAUCAGAGAUUCACUGUGGUUUAGUAAAGACGGAUUCGGUUGGGGAGAAGCGGGGAGGGAACGGUUGCACAGCCCCACCCCUCACCCGUCCCUUUUGGCUCUUCCCAGCACCCUUAGUUGCCACUUUUUGUGUGUGUGUGUGCGUGUGUGUGUUUGACUCGCAAGAGUGUUGUGCUGGCAAAAAAGGGGGGCUGUGAUUAGAGCAAGGUGUCGGUCCAUCAGUGGUGGGGGGGGAACUAACAAAACAUUCCAUCAUUGUUCAAAUUAAUGUGGAAAAUGUAAAAUGGUGGCCAAUAAAAAAAGAAAAAUCA
Messenger RNA from Nematolebias whitei (Rio pearlfish), 2922 nucleotides. It is a transcript of the gene p4hb, whose product is annotated as prolyl 4-hydroxylase, beta polypeptide. Lineage: Eukaryota; Metazoa; Chordata; Actinopteri; Cyprinodontiformes; Rivulidae. Gene Ontology annotation, molecular function: protein disulfide isomerase activity. Bases 3 to 1733 code for a protein of 576 amino acids. Gene Ontology annotation, biological process: protein folding; response to endoplasmic reticulum stress. Gene Ontology annotation, cellular component: endoplasmic reticulum. The transcript is spliced from 11 exons. The record is from RefSeq and is a predicted model, not a curated record.